Molecule: messenger RNA, 1299 nt
Organism: Paraglomus occultum
Lineage: Eukaryota; Fungi; Glomeromycota; Glomeromycetes; Paraglomerales; Paraglomeraceae
Source: the annotation of a GenBank genome assembly
AUGUUGUGGAUACUUCCUGAGGGCAGAAAGACUGCUUCUGAAUGUCCUAGCGCAUAUAUAGAACCUGACAGUAUGUUGGACAAACUUGCACGUCGUCUCUGUAAAAGUCAGAAGUAUCUCAAAGACAUUGACCCACAUGACAUUGAGUUCUUUUCUUAUGAUGACCGUAUUCAUCCCAUAAGAAUGAGCACACCUCUUUCAGAUCUCAACACAACUGAUAGUAAUCCUCUUGUGUUCCGGUACCCAUUGUCAGAAAACAUUGUUGUCACGAAUGUCAGAUUUCUCAGGUCUUCCAUUAAAGUUCGUGUUCCUCACAGCACUGGUACAUGGUAUAUGCUUGUUGACGCAACCAGGGCGAAUUACGAGAAAUUACAAGAUGGCAGAAUUUCCUUUUAUUAUUAUUAUCUUGAUGAAGAUGCUGAAGAAACGAUCGUUGACGAGAUUCUAUUUAAUCAUUUGCUGAGACAAACUAGUGCACAUAAAAAUGAACUUAUUAUCAAUCUGUCAGUCGGGAUUAAAGGUAAAAAAGCUUAUACAGAUUGGAAUAUUGAAGAAGUGCUCAAAGAUGUUCUGCGACAGGAACAUAGAACAACUAUCACUGAUAUACCUCAGUUCAACAUAGAAUCCGAGUUCAGCAAUAUGAAUCCAGAAUUGACGGAAAAUGAGAUAAACCGCUUCACAGCUAAUAUCGAGGCGAAUUGGAGAAUCUUCAACAAAUCGAUCAUCAACGAAGCAUCAGCUCGUUUUUUCAUUGAUUCCUUUAUGUCAUCUGCGGUUUCUCACGUCAACCGUGAGCACUCCUCAAUGAUACUGUGCGUUGAACAAUUACUCAAUGGAACCCGUGGGUACGGUUACGUUGAUUACUUGGUCAAAUGCUACGAAAUCGUGGUAUUAGUAACGGAAGCGGAAUUGGAAGAAAUUCAUAAAAGAAUAGCCCAGAAUUUGGUACAACUGCACACUGCACUAGAGCAAUCGCUAGGUAAGAGAAAACGUGGUGAGGAUGUGCACAAAGAUGGUGGGCUUUGCAAAGUAUACGGGAUCGUAACAACCGGAGAAACCUGGCGUUUUCUUCGAUUGGCUGGUUGCCUUACAAAGCCGGAGAUAGGACUCUCGCCAGAGUUCAUUUGUAAUUUUAAUGAAGUUGACCAGACACCUGCGAAGUCGAUACUGAGAUUGAUAACCUGUCUUCUGAAAUCGCAAGCUGACAUUCUUAAAGCGGAAACUGAGAAAGACAGAGAAUCAGGAGAAGUCGAACAAGAUGAUACAGAAAGAAGGCUUGCACGAGUUCGCACUGAGUGA